Messenger RNA from Tupaia belangeri chinensis (Chinese tree shrew), 3335 nucleotides. It is a transcript of the gene TOGARAM2, whose product is annotated as TOG array regulator of axonemal microtubules 2. Gene Ontology annotation, cellular component: cytoplasmic microtubule; cilium. Gene Ontology annotation, biological process: microtubule cytoskeleton organization. The record is from RefSeq and is a predicted model, not a curated record. NCBI's taxonomy places the organism in Eukaryota, Metazoa, Chordata, Mammalia, Scandentia, Tupaiidae. The transcript has 20 exons. Gene Ontology annotation, molecular function: microtubule binding.
GAGCCCUGGCUGAUGGCUGGAGCCUACUCGGCCUGAGACUGUAGAUCUCUGCUUCAGGAAGCUCCCCUGAAGCCCAGCUCCUCAGGUGCCUGGAUGUCACAGGUCGGAACGCUCUGGACCCCUGAGGACUCUGCUCAGGGCCCAGGAGCAGCUGCUGCCUCUGGACAACCUCGCAGGCCUCUUCUCCACCCAGGGCAUGGGCACCCGUGAUGAUGUCCUCCCAGCCAAGGUUCUGGCCCCUGUGGCCGUGUACUGUGGGACUGUCCCUCGGACCAGUGCUGGGCCCCGGGUGCUCCAGCCUGGAGGCAUCGACUCCACUUUGCCGGCUUAUGGAACAGCUUCCCUCCCGCCCAUGCCGAGUGUCCUGCGGACCAAUUAAAAGCCACCACAGCUCUCGAGUGGACAUGGGAACCUGGGCAACCUCAAACUGGACACCUCUUUGAAGGGCUGGCAGGCCAGGAAUGGUCACCCCAGGAGCCUCGGGGCCCUGCCUCUGGGGCCCCUCCCCUCACUGGAGUUGGAGGCCAAUAGCGUGGCCCGAGACACCACCCAGAUCAAGGACAAGCUCAAGAAAAGGAGGCUCUCUGAAGGCUUGGCAGCAUCCUCCCGAGCUUCUCAGGAUCCUGGGGGAGGCCCCAAAGGAGUUCCCCUGAAGAGCGCCAUCCCCCAUGCCACCUCUCAGAGGCUGCUGAGGGUGCCCAGGCCAAUGCCACCCAUCCAGAGCAUCCCCACCACCCCCGAGGCCAGUGGAGCCAAGGAGAAGGGUCUGGACCUUCCUGGGAGCAGUCAGGGCACCCAGGAACUGAGACCUGGUGCCCAGGAGGCACAGAUUUCCCUGCAGUACCUGCACUGUAACGACGAGAAGAUGCGGCAGUCACUGGGAGGCAUCGUGAUCCCACCCAUCCCAAAGGCUGGGGCACCCAUGGGGGCCUCAUCCAGAGUGCCUGGCUCUCUGCCCAGCCCACUGCCUCAGGGCCAGGACAUCCUCAUGGGCCUGAGGGCCCCAAGCACAAGAUCUGUUCGGGAGAGUGGGUCCGGAGGGAAGACUCCUAAAUCUCCAGAGCCAAAACCUUUGGCUCUGCCUGUCAGAGACAGGUCUGCACCCGCUGAGAAGCCCGGCCUGCCACCGUCUCAGUCUGCUCCUGCACUGACCACCUUCUCCUUCGGCCAUGCCAGAGAAGCCCGCCCCUUGCUGAAAGAAGAGGACCAGAAAGAGACCAGCACCAAGAUCCAAGUCACCAUCUCCAAGUCUGCACAGGAGAAGAUGCGGCUGAAGCAGAUGAAGGAGAUGGAGCUGUUCCGGAGGGCCAAGGAGCCGGACAAGGAGAGGGAGCUCGCUUCCCAGAGCCUGGGCUCCCGGAGAGCCUUAGUGAAGGAAGGCCUCCUCCCCCUCCGGGGCAGUGGGACCCUCUCGGUGCCUACUGGGCUGAGCAGUCCACGCAGAAACAACGUCGGCGUCAUCCUGAGGAAGCGGGCCAACCGGUCCUCACUGCCCAGUAUCCCCGUCAGCAAGCAGGAGCCCAGCUUUGCCCGCCAUGCUUCAGCUAACUCGUUACCUGCGGUGCUCACACUGGGGUCUCCUGAAUGGGAAGAGGAGUUGGAGGAGAUAGAGCUUAGAGCCCUUAAGGAGUUGAGGCCUUUCUCAAACCCAGAGCUGGGGUUGGUGGAUGCCCUCCAGUGCCUCAACAGCAGCGACUGGCAGAUGAAGGAGAAGGGUCUGGUGAGCAUCCAGCGCCUGGCGGCCUGCCACUCUGAGGUCCUUGUGGGGAGGCUGCACGACGUGUCCUUGGCGGUGACCGGGGAGGUCACCAACCUCCGCUCCAAGGUGUCCCGCCUGGCCAUCAGCACGCUGGGAGACCUCUUCCGGGCCUUGAAGAAGAACAUGGACCAGGAGGCGGAGGAGAUUGCCCGCUGCCUACUCCAGAAGAUGGGGAACACCAGCGAGUUCAUCCAGAGAGCGGCCAGCAGGUCCCUGGGGGCCAUGGUGGAGAACGUGAGCCCUGCCCGCUCUCUGGUGGCUCUUACCUCGGCGGGAGUCUACCACAGAAACCCCUUAGUCCGGAAGUGCACUGCUGAGCACCUCUCGGCCGUCCUGGAGCAGAUUGGCGCCGAGAAGCUUCUUUCGGGCACCAGAGACAGCACAGACAUGCUGGUGCACAACCUGGUGAGGCUGGCGCAGGACUCCAACCAGGACACCAGAUUUUACGGCCGGAAGAUGGUGAAUAUCUUGAUGGCAAACGCUAAGUUUGAUGCAUUUCUGAAGCAGUCCCUCCCAUCUCACGACUUGCGGAAGGUCAUGGCGGCCAUUAAACAGAGGGGACUAGAAGAUAAUGAUGAACUUCCAUCUGCCAAAGGCCAGAAGGUGUCCAGGAGUCUGGUGGUGUGUGAGAACGGGCUGCCCAUCGAGGAAGGGUUUGGCUCCAGUGGCCUGCGGCUGGUGAGGCCACGCUUCUUUAUGCGGGGUGGUGGUGCUGAGAUGGUGGAGCAGCUGCGGGAGCUGACACGGCUGCUGGAGGCCAAGGACUACCAGUCUCGAAUGGAAGGUGUGGGGCGUCUCCUUGAGCACUGUAAGACCAAGCCAGAGCUCAUCGCUGCCAACCUGGUCCAGGUCUUUGAUGCUUUCACCCCAAGGCUUCAGGAUUCCAACAAGAAAGUGAACCAGUGGGCGUUGGAGUCCCUUGCCAAGAUGAUCCCCCUCCUUAAAGAGAGCCUAUACCCCAUGCUGCUCUCCAUCAUCAUUGCUGUUGCAGACAACCUCAACUCCAAGAACUCAGGGAUUUACGCUGCUGCUGCAGCUGCACUGGAUGUAAUGAUUGAGAGCCUGGACAACCUUUGCCUCCUACAGGCAUUUGCUGGGCGGGUGCGUUUCCUGAGCGGCCGUGCGGUGCUGGAUGUCACAGAGCGUCUGUCAGUGCUGGUGGCCUCGGUUUACCCGCGGAAGCCUCAGGCUGUGGAGCGGCAUGUCCUUCCCAUUCUCUGGCACUUCCUGAACAACAGGAUCGGGAACGGCGUCCUGCCUGGGCACAGUGGGAAUAUCCGCACCGCAGUGCGCCGGCUGUCCAGGAGCCUCCAGGAGCAGAUGGGCUCCCACCUGCAGGACUUCGCCUCUGGCCAACCGCAGCACGUGCUCAGAAUGCUCCAGGAACUCUUAGACCAGGAGCCCCCGGGAGGCAGCCGCAAGGUGGCUGGCAGAACCACAGCGCCGGACAGCAGGCCCACUGACAGCUCACACCCCUUUCAACCGGAUUAAAGAUGGAUGUAAAAUGGACAAUUAUUAUUGCCUACCUUAUUUUAUUUUUAUGAUGGACUAAUCUCCUGGUCUACUUUUCUGCUUA